Messenger RNA from Hemicordylus capensis (graceful crag lizard), 1273 nucleotides. RefSeq names its product phosphodiesterase 6D (gene PDE6D). Lineage: Eukaryota; Metazoa; Chordata; Lepidosauria; Squamata; Cordylidae. The transcript is spliced from 5 exons. The record is from RefSeq and is a predicted model, not a curated record. The coding region runs from base 213 to 665 and encodes 150 amino acids. Gene Ontology annotation, biological process: sensory perception of light stimulus. Gene Ontology annotation, cellular component: cytoplasm.
GCGGAGGCGGGAGCGGGGGAUGCUGAUUGGUUGGCUCGGACGAGCUCGCUGGGACCUCCCCGGGUGGUUCGCUGAGGCGGGUAGUGUGGCGGGCGCAGCGGGGUCCGAGCCGGCGCCCUCUCGCCUCCUCCUCCCCCCCGCCCCGCUCAGGCCUGCCAGCCCGGCCCGGGCCGGGGGUGCCGCCGCCCAGCCAAGACCGUCGGAGCGGGACCAUGGCGGGCCAACAGGAGCGGGCCAAGGAGAUCCUGAGAGGAUUCAAGCUAAACUGGAUGAAUCUCCGGGAUGCAGAAACAGGGAAAAUUCUCUGGCAAGGAACAGAAGACCUCUCUGUCCCUGGAGUAGAACAUGAAGCUCGCGUUCCUAAGAAAAUCCUGAAAUGCAAGGCCGUGUCUCGGGAGCUGAACUUCUCCUCAUCGGAGCAGAUGGAGAAAUUCCGUCUCGAACAGAAAGUGUAUUUCAAAGGGCAGUGUCUAGAAGAGUGGUUCUUUGAGUUUGGCUUCGUGAUCCCCAACUCCACAAACACCUGGCAGUCCUUGAUAGAAGCAGCUCCAGAAUCGCAGAUGAUGCCCGCUAAUGUUCUAACCGGCAACGUUAUCAUAGAAACCAAGUUUUAUGACGACGACCUCCUCGUAAGCACUUCCAGAGUAAGACUGUUCUACGUUUGAGAGAAGGCCAGGGUGGGGCAGGGGGUGUGGUUUAGUCUCUUUCCCCUCAUCUGGUUCCUGGUGCAGAAUCCCCACCUCGCCCAACCAACUGUCCAGCGGAAGACUCUUCCUUGUAGGCUGUGACCCCAGGACCAGCUCGGUGCAUCUUGUGACCUUGGCCAGUCCUCUGUUUCCUCCUCCUGGCUGGACAAGGCCGAGUCGUGAGAUGGGCCCCCAUCUGCUCAGAACUGGGGGGAGGGCGGGCUGAGGGACUUGGAGCCUCUUGCAAGCAAAUGGUCAUGAGGGAUCAAGACUGUAAAUUAUGUUUAGGUUUUUUUAAUCCUUUGUAUGUAUGUUUUUGAAUCUUAGACCCCAGCCUCUCCUUCUUGGCAGGCAGUAUGUUGUCUCAGUUCUUCAUGAGUUGAGUUAACUCUCUCCUUCCCAUCACCAUUCCUUUCUUUUUUUCUUUCUCAUUUAAAAAAGAAUUCAUUUCAUCGCUGAUUUCUGUGUAAUUGGCCCAAACAUCAUCCCCUCCCACCUUCACUUCUUAACUUGUAAAAUAGACUGUGAUAUUAUUACAUAAUGUAAUUAAAAUAAAUUUCUGAAUUAAAAAGCAAACAUUCCUACCA